Anguilla anguilla (European eel) is the source of this 2479-nucleotide messenger RNA. RefSeq names its product connexin 52.6 (gene gja10b). NCBI's taxonomy places the organism in Eukaryota, Metazoa, Chordata, Actinopteri, Anguilliformes, Anguillidae. Gene Ontology annotation, biological process: cell communication. Bases 425 to 1894 code for a protein of 489 amino acids. Gene Ontology annotation, cellular component: connexin complex. The record is from RefSeq and is a predicted model, not a curated record. The transcript has 3 exons.
UUGAAUUUUCAGACUGCUUAAAUUCAGGCAGCUACACAUAAACUUUUACAAGUUUGGGGAUCUUUGUUUAUCUCCUUUUGUAGUCUUUCUAUAUUAAGUCCAAACGGAAUUAAAGGUGUAUACAAAUGUUGAAUGAACAGAGCACGUUGGCCUAGUGUAUUCACACGUGUUUGUCAGCCUCUAUUGACAGCUCGAAAGCCGCAGGGAGGUUUGGUAGCACAGCUGGUAGCUUUCUCUGUCCGGAACGUUGCAGUCAACAAUUUCAAGGCAGAUCCACUCUCGGGAUAUUGACCAGUCGGUUCAGGAUCGAUUAGAACAUUGUGUGCGCUUUAACUUUCCAACAUAUCCGUAGCACAUUCUCAGCAGCAAUUUUCGGAGGGAAUGCAUCUCCUCUUACUUCGCGCAAAAACAUGUGACACUGAAGAUGGGGGACUGGAACUUGCUUGGAAGUAUCUUAGAAGAAGUCCAUAUUCACUCCACCAUAGUGGGAAAAAUUUGGCUCACAAUUCUUUUCAUAUUUCGAAUGCUUGUUCUCGGCGUUGCGGCUGAAGACGUCUGGGAUGACGAACAAAGCGAGUUCAUCUGCAACACGGAGCAACCCGGAUGCCGGAACGUCUGCUACGACAAAGCGUUCCCAAUUUCUCUUAUACGGUUCUGGGUGCUGCAAAUAAUCUUCGUGUCAUCCCCAUCGCUGGUAUACAUGGGUCACGCAUUAUACAAGCUCAGGGCGCUUGAGAAAGAGAGGCAUAAGAAAAAGGCUCAACUGAAGGCGGAGUUGGAAGAGGUCGAGCCUAGUCUGGAGGAGCACAAAAGAAUCGAGAGGGAGCUGAGAAAACUAGACGAGCAGAAAAAGGUCAGUAAAGCUCCUCUGCGGGGUUCGUUAUUGCGCACAUAUGUUUUCCAUAUCCUGACGAGAUCAGUGGUGGAGGUGGGCUUCAUAGUGGGCCAAUAUGUCUUGUAUGGAAUUGGACUAGAUCCCCUGUACAAGUGCGAGAAGGUACCAUGUCCAAAUAGCGUGGAUUGCUUCGUUUCGCGCCCAACGGAAAAAACUAUUUUUAUGGUCUUCAUGAUAGUAAUCGCAUGUGCUUCUCUCUGUCUGAACCUUCUUGAAAUUUCCCACUUGGGAGUAAGAAAAUUGAAGCAAAAUCUAUUUGGUGAGACGGGCGGAGACGACGACAGUGCUUGUAAAUCAAAGAAAAACUCAAUGGUUCAGCAAGUAUGUGUCCUCUCGAACUCAUCGCCGCACAAAAUGGUGCAAUUAACAAUAAUGCCAGAUGGACAAAUGGAUCCUUUUCCGGUUUACAUGGCUUCUGCUGCAUCUCGGCCGAGCCAGGAAAUGCAGAGACACAACGGCAUCACCGGGGACCGCGACCAAGUACAUUUAUCGGAUCAGCACCCCAGACAGCUCCUCAGGCCCAGCCAAGACGAGAUCCACGCUCUACGCAUGCUUGCCUCCAUGGAACGUCGCAAAACUUCGGACAACCGGGAUCAUUUAUUCAACAGCGAUGACUCGAAUGGCAGCAAUGGGCCUAAGAGUUCAGGCCAAGCACCGCACGCGAAACAAUCAUCACAGUCUAGCUACAUGGAAUUGCCAGCAGCCUUGCGCAAUGCUUUGCGCAAACAGAGCCGUGUUAGCUGCUUGAACGGUGACCGAAGUGAUUCUCCCGACAGUGGUCACUAUCCUUCCAGCAGAAAGGCCAGUGUCAUGUCUCGUGGCAUGUCUGAAGGCAAGCUAACAAGUUCAUCCAGUAACCAAGCUUUGGAAAGUGGCUCCGGCUCUGAAUCUAAACGUCUGAGCCAAGGAGAGAGUCCACCGAUUACCCCGCCUCCCGCCAAUGGACGGAGAAUGUCAAUGAGCAUGAUCCUCGAACUAUCCUCCAUCAUGAAGAAAUGAAGAUGUCAAAGAAUGAAGCUCGAAUAAAGGAAAAAAGUCACAAAUUCUUAUUAGGCUAAUGGCAUAUUUGCUUCUAUCGGGCAGUAAGAAAAGAUUUACUGCGAUAAAAUUUUCAUUUGUGGCGCUAAAGUUGUUAUUUUGCUUUUGUAAAUUUCUUUUUUAUUUUUUUUUAAAUUAUAUUUCUUUGUCCGAAACGGUGUAUUUUAUGCAUCUUAAACUGCACGUGCAAUUGCAGGCUUUUGUUUGGAUGUCAUUUUUCCUGUGUGAUUUAUUUUUGCAAGGGGCACCUCCCGAACGUCAAAAUGACGCGUUGCUCCAAGAGCAGUAGGCUAAACUAAGGCAUUUUAGAUGUCCAUGAGAUGAGACAAACACGAACACUUCAAAUCUAAAAUGUAGAGAUGUAAAUCUCUCUAAUAAUGAAAGGUCCGUACUGAAAUUGAAUGCAGAUUAAAAUUUUUGAGUACGUUAUCAGUAAAUUAAGACUGCAAAUUUAAUUCAGUUACGAAGGGCUUUCAAUUUCGCUCACUGAAACGAAUACAAUUCUGCAACAUUUAAUAUCCUGGACUGUUUUGAAAGAAACGUGAA